Dissoconium aciculare CBS 342.82 is the source of this 402-nucleotide messenger RNA. RefSeq names its product bola-like protein. The transcript has a single exon. The record is from RefSeq and is a predicted model, not a curated record. Lineage: Eukaryota; Fungi; Ascomycota; Dothideomycetes; Mycosphaerellales; Dissoconiaceae. Bases 1 to 402 code for a protein of 133 amino acids.
AUGAGUUCAAGAAUAAUAAUCGGGCAGCUCCGGCAGCAAGCUCGCAGCACGACUUCCCACCGGUCCCCUCUCACCGAAUUGCAUACCCAACCAGCAUUCUUCCAGCCAUCACGAAAGUUCUCGAGCAGUCCCUUCCGACUCUCCGAAUCGAACGUCAUCGCACCCGAAUACCUCGACGAGAACGAGCGCAAGAUUUUCACAAUCCUCAAAGACAGCUUCAAGCCCUCCAAGCUCGAGGUGCAGGAUGUCUCCGGCGGAUGCGGCUCCAUGUACGCCCUAGAUAUCGUGUCGGAGCAGUUCACAGGCUUGACCACCAUCAAGCAGCACCGCCUGGUCAAUCAGGUCUUGGGCGAGGAGAUCAAGAAAUGGCAUGGAGUGCAGUUGAAGACCAAAGCGCCGUAG